AUGGUUAAUCAAGGUGAUAAAUUUAAUAAACAUAAAAAUGAAAUUUGGAAAGAUAAUGGCAUAUAUACAAAUAGAUCUGUUAAUUCAACCCAAGAUAAUUCUUUUAAAAAUAUGAAUGGAAAGAAUAAUUUUGCUUUAGAAGAGGAAUAUAAGGAUAUAUUUCAAAUUAAUAAUUUUUCAAAGAAUUAUGAUCAUAAUAAAAAUAAUGUCCAUCUUAUGAAUAAUCAUAAUAUGAAACAUAAUAAUAAUUUUAUAACAAAUGAAGAAUCAGAAAAAAAUUCUCUUUUAUCAAAUAAAGAUUUAAUUAUUUUUAAUUUACAAGAUAUUAAAAAUGAUUAUAAUAAAAACAUAUAUGAUCAUACUAAUACAUUUCAAACAAAAUCUAAUACUACUACAAAUAAUAAUAAUAAUAAUAAUAAUCAGAGUAAUAGUCCAAGUAUUAUUUUGGCUAGUUCAAAUAUGAGUCCAGUUGAAACUAGCCAAUUAAAUAAUGUAUUAAAAAGUGAUAAAUCAAUAAAUAUGUAUGAAAAUAAUUUAUAUUAUGAAAAAAAUAUACAAGGGAAAAUGAAUAUUAUAAAUUUAAGUGAUAAUAAUAUAAAUCAUGAUGAUGAUAAAACAAAUUCCUUUGAUAUUUUUCCUUUCUUUAAAAAAUUUUCAAGUAUAAGAACAAAAUUAUUAUGUUAUUAUGAUGUAGAUACAGAUGUGGUCAUAUAUAGAUGUAUGUGUGCCUUAUUUCCAUAUUUGAAUGUUGAUAAAAAUUAUGAUGUUAUAAAUAAUAUGUAUGAUAUUGAAAAAAAUUGUGUAGAUACAAACGAAAAUAUUUUCGAUAAUAAUGCGAAUACAAAAGAAUAUCCCUCACAAGCGAAUAAGAUUAAUACAAACAACAACAAAAUGGACAUAAAAAAUAAUAAUAAUAAUAGUAAUAAAGAUAAGACUAACCUUUUUGAUGAUGACACUUAUGAUGAAGAAAAUGUAAGAAAAUCAAGCAAUGUAAAUGAUGCUUUAGAUUAUUAUGAUAAUAAACUAGGGUUAGAAAAGAAUCCAGAUAUUUAUUCCUUCGUGUGGUUAAAUUUAUUUAUAUCUUUUUUAGUGUUUUUUCUUUUUAAUAUAAAAAAUUUAUUUUUCAGUGAUAUGAAUAAUAAUAUAUUAACAAAUGAUAUAUCAAAUGAUAUAUCAAAUAAUAUUUCAAAUAAUAUUUCAAAUAAUACUAACAAUAAUAUUAUAGAUAAUCAGAGCAGAUUAAAUAUUUUAUAUAAUACUAUAUUUUUUUUAUACUCAUUUAAUAUAUUUAUUCCUAUUAUAAUAUAUCUAACAAUUUAUUUCAAAACUAAAAAAAUUGCACCUUUCAAAUUAAUAUAUCUUAUAUCUUUAUUAAGUUAUAAUAAUAUUAUUUUAUUACCAAUCAUUUUUAUUUAUAAAAUUAUUAUUAUAAAUACUUCUAUAAAUUUAUUACACUAUCUAUAUGUAAUUCUACGUUUCCUUAUAUUCAUUUUUUAUAUUAACACAUCCAUCUUUUAUAUUUAUAAAUUUACAAACAAUAUAUUUUUUAAUCAUUUUACUACAGAUCUGAUAUAUUUACUUUAUACAAUUUUUUUCGUUUCAUAUGUAUCUUUUUAUAUUCUUCUAAAACAUUACAUAUUUAAUAAUUUAUAA
This is a messenger RNA of Plasmodium gaboni, 1653 nucleotides long. RefSeq names its product putative membrane protein. The transcript has a single exon. Lineage: Eukaryota; Apicomplexa; Aconoidasida; Haemosporida; Plasmodiidae. The record is from RefSeq and is a predicted model, not a curated record. Bases 1 to 1653 code for a protein of 550 amino acids.